CCCUCCUCCUCCCCCAAGUCCUUACUCCUUAUUGUCUCUCUGACUAUCCUGAAUCUCUCUCGAAUCAUUCCCGAAAAUGGCAGCCAAACGGUUCUCACCCGAUGAUUCUGAUCCUGAACCAGACAACCGAAGCGACAAACGCAUGAGACCUUCUCGACCUUCUUUUGCUUCGAUAAUAGGAGAAGUGGUUAUGGUGAAGAACAUGCAGAACCUUUUCUCUUCCUUAGAGCCUUUGCUCAGACGAGUUGUGACUGAAGAGGUUGAACGAGCGAUGAGGCAUUGUGCUCCACGUUCGAUAACUCGAUCUCCUUCUCUGCGAAUCGAAGCAAUCGAUCAGACUCAAGCAUCGGGUUAUCAGCUAAUGUUCAGCAAGAAGCUUUCUCUCCCAAUAUUCACUGGAACAAGGAUUCUGGACAGUGAUGGGAAACCUAUCCAAGUCAUGCUUGUUGAGAAGAACGGUGACCAAUUGGUCCGAACCUGUCUCCCCCAACCCCUCAAGCUGGAGCUGGUGGUUCUCGACGGAGACUUCCCCGCCGGCGACAAGGACGCGUGGACCACCGAUGAGUUCGAUAGACACACAGUGAAGGAGAGAGCUGGGAAGCGACCCUUGCUCACCGGAGAGUUGAACCUUACCAUGAGGGAUGGGAUUGCACCGAUCGGUGACAUUGAGUUCACCGACAAUUCAAGCUGGAUUCGGAGCCGGAAAUUCCGUGUCGCCGUCAGAGUUGCUCCGGGGAGUAACCUUGGUGUUCGGAUUCGUGAGGGCAUGACGGAGGCCUUUGUCGUCAAGGAUCACCGUGGAGAAUUGUACAAGAAACAUCAUCCGCCAAUGUUGGACGACGAAGUGUGGCGUCUGGAGAAGAUCGGGAAAGAAGGAGCUUUCCACAAGAAGUUGUCGUCAGCGCAUAUCAAAACCGUACAAGACUUUCUGAAGCUGUUAAGUAUCGAUCCUCAGAAACUCAGAGGGAUUCUGGGGAUGGGGAUGUCCGAUAAAAUGUGGGAAGCGACAGUGAAGCACGCGAGGACAUGUGAAAUGGGGACCAAGCUCUACUUGUACCGUGGGCCCCACUUCGCCCUCUAUUUGACUCCAACCUGCCAGGUCGUCAAAGCUGAAAUGAGCGGCCACAUCUUCUGGGGCAAGGAUAUUACGGCUAACUUUAACAGGAACUACAUAGAGAAAUUGGUGAAGGAAGCAUACGCGAAGUGGAAUUGCUUGGAGGAAAUUGAUUCAUUUUUGGCGGCUAACAUUUCCACACUAACCCAAGGGGAGAACAUGGAGCAAAUGCCAAACAACAACAACAAUCUAGGAAUGACAUAUGAUCAUCAGGUGGGUUUCUUACAGGAAGGCUACGGAAUAGGAACAGAUAAUGUUCAAAUUGGAGGAAGCAGCGAGUGGCCGGCGAAUGCGACAUUCUCGGCAACAUCGUACGUAAAUGCUGCCAUGUCUUAUAACUUCUCAGAGACACAGUCAGAUGGCAAUAUAACACCGUCUGUUUCUCUCAUGGAUGGGGCUACAACUCCAAGGUGGCCUUGACCCCAAUUCUGUACAUAUUACAUAAACAUAGGACCUUACCACUUGCCAUCGCCAAAUGUUUUAGCCCUUCAAACACUGUUUCCUUAGCAUCUCGGUGUUUAGAUCGGGCUUUGUUAUGUUAGGUUGUAGGAAGUAAUUGUUAGGUUGGUGGUGGUAGGCCCAUUUUUAAGAAGAUGAUGGGCCGGGCCUGUCCUUCAAAAUGGUCAACCUUGCCCUUAAUGGGCCAGUGUUGCAGUGUUUUUCCAACUUUAAACAAAAUCACAAACACUAUGUCAUGUAACUAUACUUCUGCAACGUGUUGUUUCAUUUCUUUAUGGUCUUCA
Molecule: messenger RNA, 1857 nt
Organism: Prosopis cineraria
Lineage: Eukaryota; Viridiplantae; Streptophyta; Magnoliopsida; Fabales; Fabaceae
Product: protein SAR DEFICIENT 1-like
Exons: 7
Coding region: 77-1534 (485 amino acids)
Biological process (GO): regulation of salicylic acid biosynthetic process
Cellular component (GO): nucleus
Molecular function (GO): calmodulin binding; sequence-specific DNA binding; DNA-binding transcription factor activity
Source: RefSeq, a predicted model, not a curated record